UACAGUUAGCAGACGCAUUCAGAUAAAGAGGCACUUGGAGGGAUCGCUUCGUCUGCUGUCAGGAUUGAUCAUCGAGUUGUUGCAUUAUUUUUGGAUUCAAUUAUUUGAAAAAGAAUGCAGCUAAUAAGGGUAUCAAUGAUCCUCGCGUGUUGUUUUUUUAUUUUGAGUACCGUGUCGACAGCACCAUCACCGCAAUCCGAAGAACCCUUCUUCGAAUUACCCGUUCAGCUGGUAGGUUUCCCAGUGAUCAUUGCAGCAGUACGCAUCACCAAUUUCGUGAAAAAACUAGCAUACUCACUAAAUCCACAAACCUACAAGAGUCGUACGAAGAGGACUUUGCCGAGACUACACGAUGAGGAAAUACUCGAUGUCGAUACUGUUGAAAAGAAGUUGGUAGCUGAACUUGGAGAAAAUGUUUGCCUCUAUGAGAGAAUUUGUGCUAAAUACGCUGAGACAACUCUUCAAAGAAGAAGCCGCGCUCGUGCACUUGAAUGGGACCUGAUAUUCGGUGAAUAUAAAUCUUCACCGGAUAUCAUGAAGGAGAACUACCUAUUGAGCGUAUUCCUGGGCGACAUCAUCGGCAGUCCACGGCUUUGUCAUCAGCUGGCGAAACGCGGAAGAGAAUGCAGCAUUCCUUUGUCAGAUUGA
Molecule: messenger RNA, 648 nt
Organism: Phymastichus coffea
Lineage: Eukaryota; Metazoa; Arthropoda; Insecta; Hymenoptera; Eulophidae
Exons: 4
Coding region: 115-648 (177 amino acids)
Source: RefSeq, a predicted model, not a curated record